Trichoderma asperellum CBS 433.97 is the source of this 1815-nucleotide messenger RNA. RefSeq lists its product as uncharacterized. The record is from RefSeq and is a predicted model, not a curated record. Gene Ontology annotation, cellular component: cytosol. Gene Ontology annotation, biological process: proteolysis. Lineage: Eukaryota; Fungi; Ascomycota; Sordariomycetes; Hypocreales; Hypocreaceae. Gene Ontology annotation, molecular function: epoxide hydrolase activity; zinc ion binding; aminopeptidase activity.
AUGGCCAAACGGGAUCCCACUACGCUGUCCAACUAUGACGCUUGGCGCACCAAGCACACCACCGCUAACUUCAGCAUUGACUUUGAGAACAAGCGCCUGAAGGGCUCGGUGGUCCUGCAGCUGGAGAGCCAGACCGACAAAGAGAGCAAGGAGAUCAUCCUCGACUCUCGCUUUGUCAAGGUGUCGUCGGUCAACGUCAACUCCACAGCGUCCCAGUGGGAGCUGAAGCCGCACUCCGAUCCGUUUGGCGCGCCGCUGCAUGUGCAGGUUCCUGAUGGCGCCGCCAAGGGUGACAUCGUCAACCUGGCCAUUGAGCUGGAGACGACCAGCAAGUGCACUGCGCUGCAGUGGUUGACGCCCGCUCAGACCUCUAACAAGAAGCACCCAUACAUGUUCUCUCAGUGCCAGGCCAUCAAUGCUCGUUCCAUCUUCCCUUGCCAGGAUACUCCUGAUGUCAAGUCUACCAUCAGCUUCAAGUUCACCUCUACCCUCCCAGUCGUUGCUUCUGGUGUUGCUGUUGGUGACCACACGGCUACUCCGGGCGUAGAGAAGGUGUAUGAGUUUGAGCAAAAGGUCCCUAUCCCCUCAUAUCUAUUCGCUGUUGCCUCUGGCGACAUCGUCUCUGCUCCCAUUGGUUCCCGUAGCAAGGUCGUCACUGGUCCCAAUGAGCUGGAAGGCUGCAAGUGGGAGCUUGAGCGAGACAUGGAGAAGUUCCUAGAGAUUGCCGAGAGCAUUGUCUUCCCAUACAAGUGGGGAGAAUACAAUGUUCUUGUUCUGCCCCCCAGUUUCCCUUAUGGAGGCAUGGAGAACCCCAUCUACACUUUCGCUACCCCUACCAUCAUCAGCGGCGACAGGCAGAACGUUGACGUGAUUGCUCACGAGCUUGCCCACAGCUGGAGUGGUAACCUGGUUUCCAAUGCCAGCUGGGAGCACUUCUGGCUUAAUGAGGGCUGGACUGUCUAUCUGGAGCGACGAAUUGAGGCUGCCGUCCACGGCGAGCCUCAGUUUGACUUCUCAUCCAUUAUCGGAUGGAAGGCUCUCGAGGAUGCCGUUGCGCACUUUGGCAAGGACCACGAAUACACAAAGCUCAUCAUCAGCCAUGACAACGUGGACCCUGAGGAUGUUUACAGCACCGUUGCUUACGAGAAGGGCUUCCACUUCCUUUACUACCUGGAUCGUCUCGUUGGCCGAGAGAACUUUGAUAAGUUCAUCCCUCACUACUUCACAAAGUGGGCCGGAAAGUCUCUCGACUCUUUUGAGUUCAGAGAUACAUUUGUGGAUUUCUUCAACAGCCUAGGCAAUGAGGAGAUUAAGCAGAAGGUUGCUACUAUUGACUGGGAAGGCAAGUUUUAUACUCCGGGCUUGCCUCCUAAGCCCGAGUUCGACACUACCCUUGCUGGUCAAUGCUACGAAUUGGCUGCGAAGUGGGAAAAUGAGUCUUAUGAGCCCAGUGCCAAGGAUGUCGAAUCAUUCUCCUCCAAUCAGAAGAUCGUUUUCCUCGAAAAGCUGCAGCAGCAAGGCGCUCUGAGCGCUGAACGGGCCCAGCUUCUGGGCAAGGUCUACAGUCUUCUCGACACCCAGAAUGUUGAGCUCCAGUUUGCCUAUCUGCAGAUCGCUCUCAAGGCCAAUGACAGCACAAGCUACCAGAACACGGCCGAACUUCUUGGCAGGGUCGGUCGCAUGAAGUUCGUCCGACCCUUGUUCCGAUCUUUGAACAAGGUUGAUCGAAGCCUCGCCCUGGAAACUUUCGCCAAGUACAAGGAUUUCUAUCACCCCAUCUGCAGGGGUAUGGUGGAAAAGGAUCUUGGAGUCUAG